AUGGUUGGGUUUGAUGAUAUGAAUGUGGAGAAUGAGCAAAAGGAUGACGAUAAACGUGCGCAAAAUGAACCCAGCGAAACGGACGAUAUGAUGAGAAUAUUGAGCAAACUAUCGCAAGAUCCGACGAAUCUAAACGAUAUUAAAGCGGUGGAGAAGUCGCCGCCGGAGAGCUGCAAGGCGACUGCUGCAAACGCUCCUGCACCAUCAGCAUCGGAAAUGUUCUCGUCUAUCCAACAACAGGAGAAAUUGAAUAGUGGCCGUAAAAAGCCUAAUCAACCGACGAAUAGUGCCAUUCAAAACCGAACAGUGCAGGCACCGAUUGGGAGUAAAAAUAAUUCGCUGGGGAAGAAAUCGAACUGGAAAUCAACAACAAAAGGAAGUGGUAAUCAGCAGAUGGGAUUGCUGGACACGCUGCAUGGACUGAACAGUCCUCACGGCGUAGAGCAAUCGUCUGCAGUUACUGCUGGUGGGAUGAAUGCACCAUAUUUGGAGGCGUUUUCAUCAUUGACCCCGCUAGAAGGUGUUGGUGGUGCUGGUCAGCCGUCCUAUAGCUUUUUCGAUCCAUGGACACUGACAAGUCCCGGUCGGACUCCCUUAACCACGACGACCACAACGACCAGUACAAGUCCAGCACCAGCAUUUUUGUUCACAAUGCCUCCUCCGACGUCCCGACAGGCCUCCGCUUCUUCUUGUGGUGGUGGUGCUCCGGGACCAUUCGUGGCCCCUCCUCCACCUCCUCCACCUCCUUUGCGAUCUCAACCAAAUGUGCUUCAGCGAUCUCGUGAACCACAACAACAACAACAACGUGAAUCACUCCCGACGAGUGUAUAUUCGUUGUUCGAUCGAUUUGAUUCGAGUAUAUUCAGCUUCAGCGAUGAGCAAACUCGGAACAUAUUCCACCCGAUGAAUCCACCGGGUGAUUUUACAACACAACCGAACGCACGUCAUCAACAAAAUCCACUGUUCAGAACGCCGAAAUUCCCGCAGAACUAUCAAUCCGCAUCGAAAUUCUCCCCACAAACCAGCCACUUUUUACCGUCAACGAUACGUUUCCCAACCCCACAAACGCCACCACCGAAUCAUCUGUUCUUCUCCACUUCACCAACUUCACUAAAUUCACUAUCGUUCCAACAGUCACCAACUAAAGUACCCGUCGUCGAAAUGCUCACCACUGGAGUUGCGGAUGGAACUAGAGGCACAGGCAGCAGUUUAACGUCGGCUGCUACAGCAGCUAGCAGUAAGAAUAUGGAUAAGAAAAAGAAUAAGACUAACAUCAAUGUCAGCAAAAAUCUAUCGAAAGAUAGUGAUGAAGAUAAGACUGAUAGAGGUGCUUAUGACAAGCAGAGUUCUUCUGAGAAGAUUGUUGGAAGGAAUUCGGCAGCUGGUAACAAAGAC
Anisakis simplex (herring worm) is the source of this 1395-nucleotide messenger RNA. NCBI's taxonomy places the organism in Eukaryota, Metazoa, Nematoda, Chromadorea, Rhabditida, Anisakidae. The record is from the annotation of a GenBank genome assembly.